This is a messenger RNA of Frankliniella occidentalis (western flower thrips), 2219 nucleotides long. It is a transcript of the gene Usf, whose product is annotated as upstream stimulatory factor 1. Gene Ontology annotation, biological process: regulation of transcription by RNA polymerase II. Gene Ontology annotation, molecular function: DNA-binding transcription factor activity, RNA polymerase II-specific; protein dimerization activity; RNA polymerase II cis-regulatory region sequence-specific DNA binding. Lineage: Eukaryota; Metazoa; Arthropoda; Insecta; Thysanoptera; Thripidae. Bases 124 to 924 code for a protein of 266 amino acids. The record is from RefSeq and is a predicted model, not a curated record. The transcript has 6 exons.
ACUGGAAGAGUGGCCUCAGAUUGGCGGCCAUUACGGGCACUUCGCUCACAUGACCCUGUUGUUUGCCCCCGUGAUCAUUGCGUGUAGCUACCUGGCAAAUUCAAAAUCAGUCCACUGUUUCCCAUGGAUGUGAUUGACCAAAGCUUGGACACCAGUGAUGACAGAGAUGUCGACGAAAGCAUUAAGGAGGAAAUACAGGUGAUAGCACAUCAGAGCUUAACAAUCGUUGAGGAUGAUGCUUCACUGGGUUCCUCUGAGGAUCAAGCAGCAGUCGCUGGACUAACUCAUAGUAUGUUGGAUGGUGAUGAUGAAGUUCAGUACUUCAGAUCUGGAGAUGGUGGCACACUCACAACCUAUAGAGUUGUUCAAGUAGGUGAUUCCGAUCAGUUACCCCAAAUUGUGCCAUCUCCAGCAUACUCGCCCAACAGCAGUUCUGGCCAGGCUGUCCUCACUUCACCUUUAAAUGGACAAUUUUAUGUCAUUGGAUCACCUCAAGAGGUUUUCGGCAACUCACAAGUACAACGUUCAUUAGCACCUAGAUUGAGUUCAAAUCAUGAUGGCGGACCUAGAGCAGUUCGUAGGGAUGACAAACGUAGAGCAACUCAUAAUGAAGUCGAAAGACGGAGGAGAGAUAAAAUUAAUACAUGGAUUAUGGAACUAAGUAAAAUUGUACCCGAUUGUGUCCCAGAAACAACCAAGAGCCCUGGCCAGAGCAAGGGAGGGAUUUUGUCUAAGGCCUUUAAGUACAUUAUGGAGCUCAGAACUCAAAAUGCCAGACUUGCCGAUGGACACAAACAGACUGAAACCCUUGCACACAAGGUGAAACAACUCCAACGAGAAUUAGAAAGUUUACAGGUCAAGAACUCCAAUUUGGAACAAGAAAUAUCACUCUUAAGGAGUCAAGUUAAAUUCAGUAAAGAGUGAUUCUAAACUUUGGUUCAAUCAGAAGUGUUAGUAAAAUUGUUUUGGUCUUUGGUGAGAACAUAGUUUGUGUAUUAUUGUACAGUCACUCUGUGGGGCUUACCUCUGGUCAAUUUUGAUCCCAAUCAAAUAAUUUUUUUUAUGGUUCUGGCUUUUAUGGCAAAAAAGGUGGAUUUGAGUAUAGUUACCAAAUUUUAUUAUUCAUAGCAUUAUUUUUUGUUUGUCAUUGAAUUUGAUUCAGUAGUUGUUAGCUACAAUGUGCCUCAACUUAGUCUACUAUUUAAGGACAGGAACGGGUUGAUCUGAGAUUUUUCAUAACCAUUUGUGUAUAAUGCAUAAUUCUAAAAGGUUUUCAAAAUUACAAAUACUUAACAAAAUUCUUAGGUAUCAAGUUAUAAAUUUGUGCCAAUAUCUCAUUUUGUGCCCAUUUAUUUAAUAAUACCAAAGUACAUGUGCAAUUAAGAUAGUCUGCCCUUUCUAGUUAUUUUUGUCUAAUCGACCUUACUAUCCUGGGAUAAUUUUAAUUUUAUUAGAUGGAUUGGAUAACAUGUAUUGCUUCACAUUCUCUUCAUCUGGUGACCAGAAAUUUCCCUCUUUUGUUCAAAUGACAUAUCUAUAUUUGGAAUCACACCCUGUACACAAAUAUGAAAUGUUUGUGAAAUAUGACUGAUAAUAGUUAUGUAAGAAAAGAAGUUGUACAUAUAGUAUGUAGUGCAUUACAAUCCAAUAUUCUGAAUGUUCAGUCCUACACUGCUGUUCAGCAAAUCCUACCUACCAUUCUGCUGGCAAGAAAAAUAAUGUUUGAACGCAAAUUAAACCCAUAAGAUGUAUAAUGAGAAUUGUCAGUGAAUGUAGGAAAUUGUUGAGUGUAUUGAAAGUAUGCUGAUUGCUGAAUAUUGUGAUGACUGUUUGCUGUUCAUGUAGUAUGGUACUUGAUUUCAUGUUCAAAUGUGAGUUGAUGAUCCCCAUUAGUCACUUCAACAUAGGCACCAAUAGUGGUACUGGUACAGCAGUAAGCAGACUUUCAUUUGGCCUCUAUUAAGCAAUAUUAGUACUUAUCUGUUAUCAAUUUUAAGCUUUGUGUGUUAAAAAGGGUAUGUACAUUUCUUUGAUUUGGGGCUUAUUGUGUGUUGGUUGAAGUAUUUUUUUAUUCCAUCUGGAACAUUUUUCACUGCUCAGGUAUUUGUAUGUAUUGUAUGAUAAAAACAUCAUUUUGUUAGACUUUUUGUUUCUUCAAAAAGUAUGCUUAAUACAUUUGUAAUCUUUUCACUAACUCUUAAAAUUAGUGCAAAUUUCUA